AUGCCUGGUCUCGACCCGAGAAUCGCUGUCCAUCGCUUGGCGAUAAAAAAGGGUGUUAGUCUAAAGAAACAAUCUCAAAGACGUUUCAGAUCGGAGUUGAUCCCCGAAAUUGAAUCUGAGGUAAACAAACUUAUAGGUGCAGAAUUUAUUCGUGAAGUCAAAUAUCCCACAUGGAUAGCAAAUGUAGUCCCUGUGAGAAAGAAAAAUGGACAAUUACGGGUUUGUGUGAACUUUCGUGACGUGAAUGAAGCAUGCCCGAAAGACGAUUUCCCGCUACCAGUCACGGAAAUAAUGAUAGAUGCUACGACUGGUCAUGAAGCAUUGUCUUUCAUGGACUGUAUAGCCGGAUACAAUCAAAUCCGCAUGGCUCCCGAAGAUCAAGAAGCAACAGCGUUCCGCACACCGAAAGGGAUAUUUUGCUAUAAAGUCAUGCCCUUUGGAUUGAAGAACGCAGGAGCCACAUAUCAACGUGCGAUGCAGAAAAUUUUUGAAGACAUGAUGCACAAGAUAGUGGAAUGCUACGUUGAUGACUUAGUAGUCAAGUCCAAAAAGAGGGAGAGUCAUUUGUCUGAUCUCCGCAAAGUCUUUGAAAGAUUACGAAAAUGUCAACUAAAAAUGAAUCCCCUUAAAUGCGCAUUCGGUGUCACAUCUGGGAAAUUUCUAGGUUUCAUUGUCAUGCAUAGGGGUAUCGAAAUUGAUCAGACAAAGAUUAAGGCAAUCCAAGAGAUGCCCGAACCUCGAAACCUUAAAGAACUUCGUGGCCUUCAAGGGCGUUUGGCAUACAUUCGAAGGUUCAUCUCCAACCUUGCUGGAACAUGUCACCCAUUCAGCCAUCUCAUGAAAAAGGAUACUCCAUUUAAUUGGGAUGACUUGUGUCGAAAGGCAUUCGAAAGCAUAAAAAAGUAUUUGUCUUCUCCACCAGUGUUGGGGGCACCAGUCAAAGGAAAACCUCUUAUCCUUUACAUUGCUGCACAAGAGCGGUCGUUGGGGGCAAUGUGCGCUCAAGAAAUAGAGGAUCGCAAAGAGACGACUCUUUACUACCCGAGUCGGACGUUGGUGGGUGCUGAAUUGAACUACUCACCCAUUGAAAAAAUUUGUCUUACUUUGGUUUUUGCCAUCCAAAAGUUAAAGCAUUACAUGCAGGCUCAUACAGUCCAUAUCAUCUCAAAAGCUGACCCAAUCAAGUAUAUCCUUUCAAGACCAGUUCUCUCAGGACGACUUGCUAAAUGGGUUGUACUCAUCAAACAGUAUGACAUUGUGUUCGUGCCGCAAAAAUCUGUGAAAGGUCAAGCAAUAGCAGAUUUCUUUGCAGAUCAUCCAGUGCCACCUGAAUGGGAGCUUUCUGUUGAUUUGCCUGGGGAGGAUGUGUUCUAUAUUGACGUACUCCCACCUUGGGAAAUGUAUUUUGACGGGGCUGCUCGUCAAGAUGGCACUGGAGCUGGAGUUGUCUUUUUGUCUCCAGAAAAGCAUGUUCUGACUUACUCGUUUGUGUUAACUCAGUUAUGCUCAAAUAAUAUGGCCGAAUACCAAGCCCUCAUUCUAGGCCUCCAAAUGGCCGUGGGACUAGGAUUAAAGGACUUGGAUAUUUACGGAGACUCACAACUAGUGAUAAGCCAACUCUUAGGAGAAUAUGAAGUCAAGAAAGAGGAUCUAAUUCCUCAUCACAGACAUGCAACAAAAUUGCUUGAGAAGCUUGACAAUGUUAAGUUAAAUCAUGUUCCAAGGAGUGCCAACAAAAUGGCUGACGCACUUGCAGGGCUUGCAACCACUUUGGCACUGGGGGCAGAAGAAACCAUGUCAGUACCGGUUUGUAACCGUUGGGUCGUUGCGCCAGACAUAGACGAAAUUGAAGAUGAGGAAUAUGAGGAAGUCGACAUGAUCACUGUUCAUCAAAUUGACCAAGAAGAUUGGCGUCAACCAAUUGUCGACUAUCUAAGUCAUCAAAAAUUGCCUAGUGACCCAAGGCAUAGAAUGGAGAUUCGUCGUCGAGCCCCUCGAUUUAUACUUUUUAAUGGAACUUUGUUUCGACUAUCUUUCAACGACUCAUGGUCGAGAUGCAUCGGAGACGAGGAAAUAAUGAAAGCCAUGGAAGAGGCUCACGCUGGAAUUUGUGGUGCACAUCAAUCAGGUCCUAAGUUGUAUGAUUGCCUUAAAAUAAUGGGCUAUUAUUGGCCAACAAUGGUGCAAGAUAGCAUGGACUACGCGAAGAAAUGUGAAGCUUGUCAGUUUCAUGCUAAUUUCAUCCACCAACCUCCAGAACCCUUGCACCCUACGGUCUCGUCUUGGCCUUUUGAAGCAUGGGGACUUGACGUUGUUGGUCCAAUUACACCAAAGUCGUUUGCGGGUCAAGCAUAUAUCUUAGCAGCAACUGAUUAUUUCUCUAAGUGGGCGGAGGCCGUCCCUCUCCGCGAGGCCAAGAAAGAAAAUGUCGUCGACUUCAUUCGUACCCACAUCAUUUACAGGUACGGUAUACCUCGACGGAUCAUCACUGACAAUGGGAAGCCAUUCUUCAACACAUUGAUGACAAGUCUUUGUGAGAAGUUUAAAUUCACGCAACAUAAAUCGUCCAUGUACCGUACUCCUGCAAAUGGCCUAGCGGAAGCCUUCAAUAAAACACUUUGUAAAUUGUUGAGCAAAGUUGUUUCAAAAUCGAAACGCGACUGGCAUGAAAGGAUAGGGGAAGCUCUUUGGGCUUACAGGACGUCAUACAAAACAGCAACACAGUCAACCCCAUAUGCUUUGGUGUAUGGUGUCGAAUCUAUUUUGCCUUUGGAACUUCAAGAAGGGUUGACUAAUGAUGAUAAUAACAGUUAA
Molecule: messenger RNA, 2814 nt
Organism: Spinacia oleracea (spinach)
Lineage: Eukaryota; Viridiplantae; Streptophyta; Magnoliopsida; Caryophyllales; Amaranthaceae
Exons: 1
Coding region: 1-2814 (937 amino acids)
Biological process (GO): DNA integration
Molecular function (GO): nucleic acid binding; RNA-DNA hybrid ribonuclease activity
Source: RefSeq, a predicted model, not a curated record